Molecule: messenger RNA, 360 nt
Organism: Camellia sinensis
Lineage: Eukaryota; Viridiplantae; Streptophyta; Magnoliopsida; Ericales; Theaceae
Source: RefSeq, a predicted model, not a curated record
UCAAUUUUUUUUCUUCAUAUUUCUACAAUGUACGAGUUUGUGGAGACAAUGAAUUUGGGAAUCCCUGAUUUUAUUCCUAAUUUGUUACAACUGCAGAUGGCAAGGUUGAAUGAAGGAUUAUCACUCUUCGAUGCAAUACUUAUUGUUCCUAUGUUUCAGAUUGCUUGGACUUUCUUCUCCAUUUGUACAGGAUUUGUAUACUUUCAGGAAUAUCAGGUAUUUGGUGCUCUAAGGACAACAAUGUUCAUAUUAGGAAUAAUUUCUGUAUUCAUAGGCAUUUCUUUGCUGGCACCAGACGAGGCAAAAGGUAUAGUUGUGGGUCAUGGAUAUAGUUGUGGGUCAUGAUUUCUGUAUUCAUAG